CAGGAAGCACUUGGUACAGUCUGACUGAGGGUGAAAGUAUUUAAACCUUUCUUGGAGUCAGCGCAAUCUCAUACUUGUGUGAUCAGCACUUCUGGGUCAUUAUAACGGUAAAAUCUCUAAAGGUUUCUCCCAGUCAGCCAUGGGCCGUCCUGGGGUUCAGAUGUGGUCGUGGGCACUUUGUGUCUUGUUGGGCCAGAUGUGUUUAAAGCAAGUGACAGCAGGACCGCUGUACAUGGUAGUUGUACCUGCAGUUCUUGAAGCAGGAGCUCAAACCCAAUUCUGUGCGAAUCUCCUGCAGCCAACUGAAAAUCUGCUCAUGACCAUCACCCUGACUUCUGAUGAGAAGGUCAUGACCCUCCUGAAUAAGAGGUCUAAUACGGCGUUUAAUAUCUGCACUGCAUUUAGGGUUCCUCUUGUGCAGAAAGAUGUGAUUCAGAAUUUCACGGUGGAGGUACGGGGUGGCACAUUUUACUCCCAAGAAGUCAUGAGAGUAAUGUUCAAAGUCUAUAAACCAGCAACGUUCAUUCAAACAGACAAGCCCAUCUACCUCCCUGGACAAACUGUAAAUUUCAGAAUUGUCACCCUGGAUACAAAGCUCAGACCUGUCAAUCAGCUGUACGAUACCAUAGAAAUUCAAGACGUUAACAAGAACAGGAUUGGACAGUGGUUGAAUGAAACAUCCGGUGGUAAAAUCUUGCAGCUUCUUUACCCCCUGAACUCUGACGCUCGUGAGGGAAUCUACACAAUCACUGUGUCCAUCGGUGACCAGACCGUAUCUCAGGACUUCAAGGUGGAGAAAUAUGUUUUGCCCAAAUUUGGUGUAACGAUAGCUGCAUCUGAUGAAGUUAGUGUUGGGCAGACUGAAAUCACAGCUGACGUGUGCGCAGAAUACACCUAUGGUCAGCCUGUACCAGGAAGUGUUAAAGUUAGCAUGUGCCGACCUGUGCAACAGUACUAUUACAUUCCAGUUCCAGCUGAUGUAACUGCUCCAUGCUACAAUGAUACCAAGCAGACCAACAAGACAGGCUGUGCCCGUUUCAGCUUUAAGAUGUCAACUUUCACAAAGGCAGACAAGGUGCUGCAGGAUGUGUUGGAUCUUCUUGCCUCUGUGGAGGAGGGGGGAACAGGUGUUUCACAGAAAGCAGAGAAACUGAUAACUGUUUCAUUUGUUCUUGGGAAGUUGUCCUUCACUGAGGUUCCCAAAAUUUAUGUCAAAGGCUCGACCAUUCAGGGAAAAGUUAGCGCAGUCGAUUACAGCAAUGCACCCAUUCCCAACAUGGAACUCUACCUGUUUGAGGGAGAAAUCUGGUCGCAGUCUCAGCCGCUACAGAAUUUCACAACUGAUUCAAAUGGUGUCGCCACCUUCUCAUUUAGCACAAAGGACUACAGUGGAAACAUCCACCUCUACGUAAGCAACACACCUGUCCUGACCUACCCUCCAUAUCGAACUCCGUACUAUGAAGCUGGGGACAUUACGCUGUCUUUGGCCCAACCGGUCUCUGCUGAUACUCAGACAGCCAGCUCCCUGGUGGUCACGAACAAGGAUAACCCACUUUCCUGUAAUGUAAAGGAAAAAAUCUCCAUCCAGUACACUGUGGUUGGAGAGCCCGAGGGAAACGUGUACCUGAUGUAUCUGGUUAUAUCCAGGGGAGCAAUUGCCAUGCAAGGAUUUCAGAAGAUUCAUUUGCCAAAAAAAUCAGUGGUUGAAGGUGAGGUGUCCUUUGAGCUCAAAGUAUCUCCAGAAAUGGCACCGGUGGUCCAGGUUGUAGCUUACAGCGUCCUCCCCAGUGAGACGGUGAUCGCCAGCAGUACAGACUUCACCACGGAGAAAUGCUUCAGAAACAAUGUGUCUGUAGCAUUUUUCCCACCGUCAGCAGUUCCAGGGGAGAUGACUAACCUGCAGGUGACUGCUGAUCCAGGCUCUCUGUGUGGCGUCAGUGCUGUCGACCAGAGCGUCUUCAUCAUGGAGCCAGGAAAGAAUCUGAAUGCAGAUAAGAUAUUUAAUUUGCUGCCAGUCACACAAGCUUCUUACAUCCCGUAUGAGGUUCAAGAUCCGACUGAAUGUUUGCUUCUAAGAGCAAGAAGAGCCAUUCUUCCAUACCCCAGAAGUGAUGAUGCCUUUACUGUUCUCCAGAACGUAGGACUGAAGAUGGCGACAAAUCUGUUUUUUCGGAUACCCUCAUGUAUCAAGUUCAAAGGGAGACUCUACUACCUUGAUGGAGGCAUAAGUUAUGGUUUUCCGAUGGUGGAAAAGAUGAAUUUGGCAAUGGCAGCUCCAGUUGGAGCUGUAAUGGCCCCUAAUGUUCCACUGCUUGGAGGAGCUGUAGUGGACACUAAUGCUCCACCGCUUGUUACCGUUCGUGUUUUCUUCCCUGAGACUUGGUUAUGGCAGCUGGUGGACAUUGGAAUGCUUGGAAAGAAGAAUGUGUCCCUCACGGUCCCAGACACCAUCACCACCUGGGAGACGGAGGCUUUCUGUUUGUCCCCUCAGGGUUUUGGUUUGGCCCCUCGUGAACAGAUCAAGGUCUUCCAGCCCUUCUUCCUGGAGCUCACUCUGCCCUACUCCAUCAUCCGGGGGGAGAACUUUGUGCUGAAGGCGACUGUCUUCAACUACCUCAGCAGCUGCAUUAUGGUCAGUGUAACUCCAAAACCUUCGGUUGACUACAUCCUCACGCCUCUGUCUGGUAACCAGUACUUGUCGUGCCUGUGUGGCAGCGAGCGUAAAACCUUCAGCUGGACCUUGGGCCCAAUAACGCUAGGGUCAGUGAACGUGUCUGUGACUGCCGAGGCUGUGGCGUCACUCGUUCCGUGUCAGAACGCAGCAGUGAGCCGGCCAGAAAGAGGUCGCAUCGACGUGGUCACAAAGCCUCUCAUCGUGAAGGCUGAAGGAAGCGAGGUGACUCAGACCUACAACUGGCUGCUCUGUCCAAAAGGACAGAGUUUAACAGAUGAAAAGACUGUCCAACUCCCAAAGAACAUGAUCGUUGGAUCUGCCCGUGGCUCCGUUUCUGUCCUCGGCGACAUCCUGGGCCGAGCCCUGCAGAACCUGGAUGGCCUGCUGCAGAUGCCGUCUGGCUGUGGGGAGCAGAACAUGGCUCUUCUGGCUCCUGACAUCUACAUCCUCCAGUACCUGACGGACACAAAUCAGCUGACCACAGCCACCCGAGAAAAGGCCACAAAGUUCCUAAUCAGUGGCGUCCAGAGACAGUUCAACUAUAAGGAUAAUGCUGGAGCUUACAGCACCUUUGGCUCAGGACCAGGAAACACAUGGCUCACAGCGUUUGUGGUGAGGUGCUUUGUUAAAGCUCAGUCCUUCAUCUACAUUGACCCAACGACAAUCGACCAGUCAAAGACCUGGUUGAUAGGUAAACAAAAGACAACUGGCUGCUUUGAAAUGUCUGGGAAACUCUUCCACAGCACAAUGAAGGGUGGAGUGGCUGAUGAGGUCUCUCUCAGUGCUUACAUCACUGCUGCCUUCUUGGAGAUGGACAUGCCUGUAGAUAGCCCAGUGAUGACCAACAGCCUGUCAUGUCUGCGGAACUACACUAAAAUCAAUGACACCUACACUACAGCUCUGCUGGCCUACGUCUUCACUCUGGCAGGAGACAUGGAGACUCGUUCUCUCCUUCUGCAGCAACUGGACACUGUCUCAAUAAAACAAGGAGGUUUCCUCUACUGGUCUCAGAGCUCAGUAGAAACUUCAGCCUCUCUGUCUGUGGAGAUCAGCUCCUAUGUGUUACUGGCCAAACUCAGUGCCUCACCUACAGCUGAGGACCUGGGCUACUGCUCCAGUAUCGUUAGGUGGCUGACGGGGCAGCAGAACCAGUAUGGAGGCUUCUCCUCCACCCAGGACACAGUGGUGGCUCUCCAGGCUCUGGCUCUCUACUCCGCUCUGGUGUUCAGUCCAACAGGUUCCAGCACAGUGACGGUCCAGUCUCCCAUUAGCAAGCUGACAUUUGAUGUGAACCAGAACAACAAGCUGCUGUACCAGGAGAAGAAGCUGCAGCCGAUCUCGGGAAAAUACAGUGUGACUGUGAAGGGGAGUGCGUGUGCAUCAGUACAGAUCUCUAUUACUUUCAAUGUGCCAACUCCCAGCACCGUCAAAAGUCUUAGUGUGAUGGUCAAACCAGAAUCAAACACCUGCCAAUCAGCCACCUCUAAAGUCACUCUGAGAAUUACAUCUCUAUACAAUGGAACACAAAAGGGCACAAACAUGGUGAUUGUGGACAUCACUAUGCUCUCUGGCUUUGUCCCUGACCCAGAGUCUCUGAAAAACCUCCAAACUGGCUCACAGGUGGCUAAAGUUGAACAAACACAAGAUCGGGUUGUAAUUUACAUUCCAGAGCUGUUAACGGGCACAGCAGUCGACUGCAGCCUGGAUCUUGUGGAGGAGGUGCGGGUACAGAAACGGAAGGCUGCUGUGGUCAAGAUUUACGACUACUACUUACCUAGCAACCAGGCACAGACUGAAUAUGUGGACCCUUGUGCUGCAGCUUGAAGAGCAAAGCGAGGGCUGGGCCAUUGAUUCAACUGUUUUAUGUAACAAAUAAAAUGCAUGUCCCAAUGCA
Messenger RNA from Betta splendens (Siamese fighting fish), 4568 nucleotides. Its product is annotated as alpha-2-macroglobulin-like protein 1. Lineage: Eukaryota; Metazoa; Chordata; Actinopteri; Anabantiformes; Osphronemidae. Bases 140 to 4498 code for a protein of 1452 amino acids. Gene Ontology annotation, molecular function: endopeptidase inhibitor activity. The transcript is spliced from 37 exons. Gene Ontology annotation, cellular component: extracellular region. The record is from RefSeq and is a predicted model, not a curated record.